This is a messenger RNA of Limulus polyphemus (Atlantic horseshoe crab), 2522 nucleotides long. It is a transcript of the gene gwl, whose product is annotated as serine/threonine-protein kinase greatwall-like. Lineage: Eukaryota; Metazoa; Arthropoda; Merostomata; Xiphosura; Limulidae. Gene Ontology annotation, cellular component: nucleus. The record is from RefSeq and is a predicted model, not a curated record. The transcript has 14 exons. Gene Ontology annotation, molecular function: ATP binding; protein serine/threonine kinase activity. The coding region runs from base 126 to 2384 and encodes 752 amino acids. Gene Ontology annotation, biological process: intracellular signal transduction; peptidyl-serine phosphorylation.
ACAAAAUUUGAAUUUGAGUUUUGUGAUACGAAUUUGUUUUUAUUAAACGGCACUUUAGUUGAAAUAUUUUUCUUUACAUUUUUGACACAAAUAAUAUCAAGGUCGUUAAUAGUAAUAAUUUUAUAAUGGAUUCUAAAGAAGAAGAAAAAGAAAACCUUAUUGAAAAUUUGAAAAUCUCACCAGCAUUGCGCUCAGAUACUGCAGUUAGCAAGAGAACAGAAUUUGAUAAUGAUAUCGAUACUGUGAAAAUGAUGCCAACAAUAGAAGAUUUUAAUGUGAUUAAACCUAUCAGCAGAGGUGCUUUUGGGAAAGUUUUUCUUGGCCACAAAAAGGAAAAUCCAAGGCAGUUAUUUGCCAUCAAAGUAAUGAAGAAAGCUGAGAUGGUGAACAAAAACAUGGUUCAUCAAGUGUUAGCUGAGAGGGAUGCCUUAGCUCUUAGCCACAGCCCUUUUGUUGUGCAGAUUUUUUACUCACUACAGUCCAGACAGAAUAUUUACCUGAUAAUGGAAUACAUGAUUGGAGGGGACGUAAAGUCUUUACUUCAUAUGUAUGGAUACUUUGAUGAGGAUAUGGCUGUGCUCUACAUUGCAGAAGUUUCCAUGGCACUGGAGUACUUACAUCGGCACAACAUAGUUCACCGAGACUUGAAGCCUGACAAUAUGUUGAUUUCCAGCAAAGGUCACAUCAAGCUCACGGAUUUUGGCCUAUCAAAGAUAACUAUUAAGAAACAGAUAGAGUUAGCUGAUGUGUUGGGAACCCCUUCAUGUCUGAAUCAUUUUGGCUCCCCUUGCCUCAACACCAGAACUCCAGGACAGAUCUUGUCUUUAACGUCCUCACUAGCAUUUAACACAACUCCUUCUUUUAGACGACCCACUUUUUUAUCUGAUGGGGAGAGCCCUUACUUUCCUCACAAGCGAAGAGAAGAUUAUAUAAAGCCAAACAACAUAAGCCCUUCUGGUACUUCCAGGACACAUGAUGUAAAAGUAUCAAAAAUAAGCCCACAAAUGGAUGGAAAAUCAUCUUCCAUUAGAGAGACUAUGAAAGUGUCUACCCCUAAAGAACCAACCACACCAGCUAAUCUCCAGAUCAAGCCUACGACCAAAGGUAAUUUUAAAUGCUCCCAGGCAAAAAUCACUCCAGUUGGCGGACGGCCUCGGGUAACGCUUCGUAACUCCAACUCUGCCCGAAAUUUGAGAGGAUUGAGAGGCAUUAGUACUUCUAAAAACGUUGAAGACAGUCCAAACAGUGGUGAGAAAAGAGUGCUCAAAUUUAGUUCUCAAGCUGAUGAAUUUUCUGUUUUCAAAAGACCUGCUUCACAGAGUAUAAAACGAAACCGUUCAGACUCGCCAAGCUCUGGAGAGACUGACGGUGGCCAACUUUCUACAGGAUUAACAGCAGAUUUGUCAGCUUUCGGGAUUCAAAAGGCAUCUAAAAAGAUGCGUUUUGACAGUCCUAAUCAAUCUUGUACUUUUAUGUCAGUAGACACGGAGGAUAGUGUAUUUGGAUCAUCCUCUCUCACUAAUGAGCUUAGACACCCAACUAGUUUGUCUGACUGUUUAUUAGGUCAACCUGAGUUUCCAGAAAAAUCAAAUGAAGAUGGAAAUAAACAAGAACCCGUUCUUCGUACCAGAGAUUUAGAAGAGCCGAUGUUUUAUGCUUUAACAGAACAAACACCAAGUAAUUCUGGGGCUCCACAGGUCACAAAAUUCACCAGGUUUGCAUCUGUUAAGUCACUGAUAUCAGACAUUUCUCAUUCUUCUACGGCCAGUUCUUACAUGGGAGGAAACAAUUCCACCAAACAUGGCUCUCUCAUGAUCACUCCUACGCAGCCUUUUCAAAGGAGAACUAAAUCUAUACCUAGUGCAACAACCUGUACCCCUACAAUGUUGACCCAGACUCCUUUCAGAACACCAAAAAGUGUAAGGAGAGGACCAGCUCCAUCUAGUGAGUGCCGUAUACUUGGCACUCCGGACUAUCUUGCCCCAGAACUUUUGUUACACAAAGAACACGGUUUCCCAGUCGAUUGGUGGGCUUUGGGUGUGUGCUUGUUUGAAUUUCUUACUGGUAUUCCUCCCUUCAAUGACCAGACUCCUGAGGCUGUAUUCAGUAAUAUACUGAACAGAGACAUCCCCUGGCCAGAAGACGAGGAAGCAUUAUCGGAGGAUGCUCAACAUGCCGUCAAUAAACUCUUAACUCUAGACCCUAUGAAAAGGCCCAGUGCUACUGACUUGAAGUCAUUCCCAUUGUUCAAAGAGACUGACUGGGAAAAUCUGUUGGUCAAGGAGGGGCCUUUUGUUCCACAACCUGAUAAUGAAAUGGACACUAUCUACUUUGAAGCACGGAACAACAUGCAGCAUUUGAAGGUAUCCAACUUUGAACUUUGACGAGUCAGCAGUUGAGUAGUUAUUGCUCUUUGAGUAGUAAGCUGUGAAGACCUUGUACUGUACUGUAUAUGAAUAAUCAAAUCACUAUAGUGUAUAUAAUAUCUUUAACCUUAUAAAGUAACCAUUUUCCAUUUGUUA